GCUUCAGAAGUGGUCUUGUGGUCACUGGUGAAUGAAGUCUUUCACAUUACCGUCCAGCUGCCUCCUUGUAGUCUCCAUCACCGUCUGUAUUCGUAUCAACACCAUCGAAAUUGGACAGCUACCAGCAUUACUGAAACUUAACAGGCGUACCAUCAUCAAGGGAAUAAACAAGUUGAAUCUGAGCAAGAGUGCCAACCGUGCAGUGUGAGGUAAACAAAAUGGAAAAGAGCGUUAUUCUUCACGCCCUUCUGAGUUUAACACUGACGGGGGAAGACCACGGCCCUCCUCCCUCUCCCCCCUCACCAGACUGUUAUGAGGUCCUGGGAUGUUUUCCUGUGGGCGGGGUGUGGCAGGGCGUUGAGCGUCCCGUGUCCCUCCCGCCCAUGUCGCCACACCUCAUCACGCCCACGUUCUGCCUCUACACGCCCACAAACCCACACUGUCACGUUCUGGUUGCGAAUCAUUUUAUGACCUUCUUCAACUCAAGCCUUGACCCAAGUUACCCACUCCUGGUCAUCACCCAUGGGUACUUAGAGUCGGUGGAUUUGGUUUGGAUGCAACGGAUGAUGACGUCUUUGCUGAAGACGUCAGAGAGGGUAGGAGUGGUAACAGUUGAUUGGUCUACGGCCGCCCUCCCGCCAUACGCCCAGGCUGUUGCAAAUAUUCGAUUGGUCGGCGCUAUGACAGGCCACCUCCUGCAAAUGCUGAUCGAGUACUAUGGCGUAGACUCGGGCUCCAUACACCUAAUUGGUCAUAGCCUGGGGUCACACCUCAUGGGCUACACUGGUCAAUAUCUCCUCACUAAUGGUGGUCACAAGGUAGGUCGUAUCACGGGCCUCGACCCAGCAGGUCCAUACUUCACCAAUACCCUGCCAGAGGUCCGCCUUGACCCCUCUGAUGCAGUGUUCGUUGAUGUCAUACACACUGAUAUACCCGCCUGGGAGUGGGAGAUUAGCAAAUUGGGUUACCCUGACGCUGUGGGCCACGUUGACUACUACCCAAACGGCGGGACGCAACAGGCGGGAUGCCACGGCUCAGCUCACCUCCACAUAGAAAACGAGAAGAACGUAGUCGGGGGCGUCCUCUCCUACAUCGGCUGCAACCACCGGAGGUCACACGACUAUUUUACUGAGUCUGUUAUAUCUACAUGUCAAUUCAUGGGCGUGGCAUGUAGCUCAUGGGAAGAGUACCAGCUGGGGGCGUGUUGGGGAUGUGACCAUGCCCACUGCGCUGUAAUGGGUUUUCAUGCCCACCCACACCACCAGGAGGCGCGGGGGGUUAAUGUAAACAAUACAGACCCAGACAACACAGAUUACCCUGAUAACCAAGGCGUCCAUAUCGACUCUCCCGGCGUCCCGUUGACCUUCCAAAACAUCAGUAGGGUGCAGAAUGGGAGUAAGGAUGGGCACCCGUCAGUUGAGGUCAAAAGUCCGUCUAUCAAGGUGUUUUUGGGUACUAACUCCGAGGAGCCAUUUUGUGCUGAGCAGUACAAGAUCAGCAUGGUGACCUCCCUGACUGAGGCAUCUGUCAAGAGCGGUGGUGACCUCGCUCGCUUCACCGUCGGACUACGAGGUCAACACGGUCAGCACACAGUACCACCACCUGAAAG
Molecule: messenger RNA, 1609 nt
Organism: Homarus americanus (American lobster)
Lineage: Eukaryota; Metazoa; Arthropoda; Malacostraca; Decapoda; Nephropidae
Product: pancreatic lipase-related protein 2-like
Biological process (GO): lipid metabolic process
Molecular function (GO): lipase activity
Source: RefSeq, a predicted model, not a curated record